AUUUGGACCGGAAGUACAAAUAGUUAGCCAAGUUACCCUCUGUGCCAACGCCCGGUCUCGUAGAAGCUAAGCUAAAGUUAGCUCGUGGACAUUACGAGGGCCACACGCAGCCCCAACACGAGAAACUGAGAUGCAGACCAUCAAAUGUGUGGUGGUGGGCGAUGGAGCAGUGGGAAAAACCUGUCUACUGAUUUCAUACACCACCAAUAAGUUCCCCUCGGAAUAUGUACCAACAGUGUUCGACAACUAUGCAGUAACUGUUAUGAUCGGUGGUGAACCGUACACCCUUGGCUUAUUUGAUACAGCAGGUCAGGAGGAUUAUGACCGGUUACGACCACUAAGCUACCCACAGACUGACGUCUUCUUAGUCUGCUUCUCUGUUGUUUCUCCAUCUUCGUUUGAAAAUGUUAAAGAAAAAUGGGUUCCGGAAAUCACCCACCACUGUCCUAAGACCCCGUUCCUGUUGGUCGGCACUCAAAUCGACCUACGCGAUGACCCCUCCACAGUUGAGAAGUUGGCCAAGAACAAACAGAAGCCCAUUACCCCGGAGACGGCCGAGAAGCUCGCGCGGGACCUUAAGGCGGUCAAGUACGUGGAGUGCUCGGCCCUCACACAGAAAGGAUUAAAGAAUGUGUUUGAUGAGGCAAUACUGGCUGCCCUGGAGCCCCCCGAACCUAAGAAAAGACGUAAAUGUGUUCUGCUCUAAGUUUGAUCGGAGCCUCCUCUGCAGCGUUUUCUAGGUUAGCAGUACACGGACCAACACUAUUUGAAAGACCAUGAAAUAUUUGCCUCCUGCCUGAAUUAACCUAAAUACAUAUUCAGUGUGUUGUAGUCUUAAGAAUUGAUGCUGUUUUUGCUGACAUCUUAUGAAAUUGCUUCGCACAAAUUCUUUAACUGUAUCACAGAGGGACAUGUCUAGACAAUAGUUCAGCUUAGUCCACAAAAUGACUUUUUGUUAUACAGUAUUAAUGCACAAAGUAGUCAAAUGCACUUUGUUGCUCGUUUAAUCAGUUUGAAUGUAAAACCUACACAAUUAUACAAAUCAGCUUCCGGACUGAGCUGAAGUCUAUUUGACUAGUGCUUUUGUUUAACAGCAGUUACUAUUACCUUGCAGUGUGGACACUCUAUGUAAGACCUAUUUCUCUUGAGUACUUAACACAAAUGCUGAUAUUUCAUUUUGUAGGUGCAGAGACCCAGGCCAGUAUACUUUUUAAAGCUGGCUGAUACAGCUUCUUAUGUCAGAUAGCGACGCAGUGUGGCACACUUCUUUAAAAAGGAAGCCAAAAUGUUUAGCUUUCAGAUCCUGUGAAGGUUUUGAAAUGCCAGUUUGCAUUGGUCUUCUACUAUAGCCAUUCCUAGAUGUGAGCUUGAUUUUAUUUGUACAUACAGUAUAGUGAAAAUAAUUCAUAACUUAUUGACUGAUAAGUGUGCAUUACUGAUGGUUAUAUGAGAAGUUGAGGUGAUACUGAAAAGAAAUGACUAGAAAGUGUUUCCAAUUGAAGGAUGAGCUAUGUUUUUAAUAAUUUUCAAUUUAACAUCAAGCUGUACUAUAUUUUCCCUGUGAUUAAAUGUCACAAUAAACCAGUAUUAUGGAAAUAAUUCGUGUUAUUC
Messenger RNA from Corythoichthys intestinalis (scribbled pipefish), 1611 nucleotides. Its product is annotated as cell division control protein 42 homolog. Lineage: Eukaryota; Metazoa; Chordata; Actinopteri; Syngnathiformes; Syngnathidae. Gene Ontology annotation, cellular component: dendritic spine. Gene Ontology annotation, biological process: modification of synaptic structure; endocytosis; Cdc42 protein signal transduction. The record is from RefSeq and is a predicted model, not a curated record. The transcript is spliced from 6 exons. Gene Ontology annotation, molecular function: GTP binding; protein kinase binding; GTPase activity. The coding region runs from base 131 to 706 and encodes 191 amino acids.